AUCAGGAGACCUUGAUUACAAGCAUCAGAAUCUUCGCCAAGGAGACAACUGCUGAUGCAAGAGCACUUCUAGAAAGGCAUUUGGAAAGAGGCAAUUUGUUCCAGUUUACUCCAAGGACAAGGAGCCAAGUUUCUUCAUUUGAAGCAGCUAUUCCUGGAGCACUUUCGAUCGUUACAAGGAUGGCGAUGACUGAUCUGCUCAGUGUGGAUGAUAUGAGGAAAGAGAUGGGAGCUGCUAUCAAGAAAUUCAGUGAAAUGAUGGGGCUGACGGGACAAUUGAGAAAAGUUUUCAACAUUCUGGACAUUGAUAAAAAUGGCUAUAUUGGGAAAAAUGAAUUAAAGCAGUUUUUGCAAAAUUUUAAGCCAGGAAGCCGGGAUUUGACUGAGAAAGAAGUUAAUGAUUUCUUGAAAGCUGGAGAUACAGAUGGAGAUGGCAAAAUAGGUUUUGAGGAAUUCAUAUCCUUGGUGCAGUCAUAGAAAAGACUUUGACUAUUCAGGACCCUUCAUCCACCCUUCACUGCCUAAUUCCAACAAUUCUCUGCUGAGCUCCGUAGGUCCUCUCCUGUUUAGUUAUGUUACCCUAUACUCCAGCUCUGUUCUCUGCAGCCUUCUAACUCUGUAAUUGUGCUGAAGAGUGUUGUUAAAACAAUAAAGGUCACUCAAUGCAGAAA
Molecule: messenger RNA, 670 nt
Organism: Heteronotia binoei (common prickly gecko)
Lineage: Eukaryota; Metazoa; Chordata; Lepidosauria; Squamata; Gekkonidae
Product: parvalbumin, muscle-like
Exons: 2
Coding region: 180-476 (98 amino acids)
Cellular component (GO): cytoplasm; nucleus
Molecular function (GO): calcium ion binding
Source: RefSeq, a predicted model, not a curated record